Arvicanthis niloticus (Nile rat) is the source of this 1449-nucleotide messenger RNA. It is a transcript of the gene Ppp1ca, whose product is annotated as protein phosphatase 1 catalytic subunit alpha. Gene Ontology annotation, molecular function: protein serine/threonine phosphatase activity. Lineage: Eukaryota; Metazoa; Chordata; Mammalia; Rodentia; Muridae. Gene Ontology annotation, cellular component: nucleus; cytoplasm. The record is from RefSeq and is a predicted model, not a curated record.
GCGGGCCGGGGGCGGGCUGGUGAGGGCGGAAGGAGAGCCAGGCCGGAAGGAGGCUGCAAGAGGGCGGGAGGCAGGAGAGGGCCCAGAGCUAGUGGGCCGGAGUGGCGGCGCCGCCAUGUCCGACAGCGAGAAACUCAAUCUGGACUCCAUCAUCGGGCGCCUGCUAGAAGUGCAGGGCUCACGGCCUGGAAAGAAUGUGCAGCUGACAGAGAACGAGAUCCGUGGUCUCUGCCUCAAAUCCAGGGAGAUUUUCCUGAGCCAGCCUAUUCUUCUGGAGCUUGAGGCGCCUCUCAAGAUCUGUGGUGACAUCCAUGGCCAGUACUAUGACCUUCUACGGCUGUUUGAAUAUGGUGGCUUCCCUCCAGAGAGCAACUACCUCUUCUUGGGGGACUAUGUGGAUCGGGGCAAGCAGUCUUUGGAGACCAUCUGCCUGUUGCUGGCCUAUAAGAUCAAAUAUCCGGAGAAUUUCUUUCUACUUCGUGGGAACCAUGAGUGUGCCAGCAUCAACCGCAUCUAUGGCUUCUAUGAUGAAUGCAAGAGACGAUACAACAUCAAACUGUGGAAGACUUUCACUGACUGCUUCAACUGCCUGCCCAUUGCAGCCAUUGUAGAUGAGAAGAUCUUCUGCUGCCAUGGAGGCCUGUCUCCAGACUUGCAAUCCAUGGAGCAGAUUAGACGUAUUAUGCGACCCACAGACGUGCCUGACCAGGGCCUACUGUGUGAUCUCCUGUGGUCUGACCCUGACAAGGAUGUUCAAGGCUGGGGCGAGAAUGACCGUGGUGUCUCCUUUACCUUUGGGGCUGAGGUGGUAGCCAAGUUCCUGCACAAGCAUGAUCUGGACCUCAUCUGCAGAGCACAUCAGGUUGUAGAAGAUGGCUAUGAGUUCUUUGCCAAAAGGCAGCUGGUGACCCUCUUCUCAGCUCCCAACUACUGUGGAGAGUUUGACAAUGCUGGUGCCAUGAUGAGUGUGGAUGAGACCCUUAUGUGCUCCUUCCAGAUCCUCAAGCCCGCUGAUAAGAAUAAGGGGAAGUAUGGGCAGUUCAGUGGCCUGAACCCCGGAGGCCGUCCCAUCACUCCACCCCGCAACUCUGCCAAAGCCAAGAAAUAGCUUCCAUGUGCUGCCCUUCUGCCCCAGAUGAUGGAUUAUUUGUAUAGAGAUCAUGCUGCCAUGGGUCACACUGGCCCCUCGGGCCCACCUGUCGUCAUGUUGAACACACAGCGAGCGUAAAGUGUCUUUCCUUUAUUUUUUAAAGAAUCAAUAGCAGCAUCUAAUCUCCCAGGGCUCCCUCCCACCAGCACCUGUGGUGGCUGCAAGUGGAAUCCUGGGGCCAAGGCUGCAGCUCAGGGCAAUGGCAGACCAGAUUGUGGGUCUCCAGCCUUGCUUGGCUGGCAGCCAGAUCCUGGGGCAACCCAUCUGGUCUCUUGAAUAAAGGUCAAAGCUGGAUUCUC